UCUCCCCCUUUUCACACUCCAUUCUCUGUUUUGGUGAUUUUGUCUCACCCUUUGGUAUUGUAAGUAGGUGUCAACACAUACUUUCCUUUCAACUUCUCAAGCUUACAAGCUACCGCAAUGGUUGAGGUGAUGCUCACUCUUGUUAGAGUUGGGGUUAAAUUUUCUUUGGCAAUUUCAAAGAUUUGUGGAUAUUCUUGAAUUGAAUAAACAAAUUUGAAACCUAACUGAUUGAAGAACACUUAAUGCCGUGAAAUAGACUUCACACUAUUAUUAGUCUCAAGUCUAAGUCAAGUCUCAUUUCUACGCCUUAAAUGUUACGCCCAAAUUCUUUUAAACUUCUCUCUAUCUUCUUCAUCUUUCUCUGCCUUCGUUAAGGACUUCUGUUUCCCGCCAUGGAGAAGCUUCGCCAUAGCUCCUUGAUCUUCUUGAUUCUAUCUCUCUUAUUUCAAUCUUUCUUCUACGCAAAUUCAGAAUCGUUCAUUGGUAUAAACUACGGUUUAGUUGCAGAUAAUCUCCCACCACCAUCUGAAACAGCGAAGCUGUUAAAAUCAACAUCAAUCGGCAAAGUCAGAUUAUACGGAGCAGAUCCGGCGAUAAUAACAUCCCUAGCUAAUUCCGAUAUAGGAAUCGUUAUUGGUACAUCGAACGCUGACAUACCCGCUUUAGCAACUGAUCCAAACUUCGCCAAACAAUGGAUUACUACAAAUGUGAAACCGUAUUAUCCAGCAAGUAAUAUAAUCUUGAUUACAGUUGGUAAUGAAGUUUUCAAAUCAGGCGAUCAAAAUUGGAUAUCACAGCUUGUUCCUGCGAUGCAUAAUGUACAAGAAGCCUUGAGUUCUGAAUCUUUAGGUGGUAAGAUUAAGGUUUCAACUGUUCAUGCUAUGUCUGUGUUGGCAAAUUCUGAACCUCCUUCUGCUGGAAGUUUUGAUCCUGCUUUUGGAGACACAAUGAAAGGAUUAUUAGGGUUUUUGAAAGAUACUGGUUCUCCUUUCAUGGUUAAUCCUUAUCCAUUCUUCGCUUAUCAGAGUGAUCCAAGACCUGAAACUUUGGCGUUUUGUCUGUUUCAACCUAACUCGGGACGACCCGACUCGGGUACUCAAAUCACCUACAUGAAUAUGUUCGACGCUCAGAAGUAUUUUGGUGCAGGUUGAUGCAGUACGAUCAGCGUUGAAUGCAAUGGACUCCAAGGAUGUGGAGAUUGUUGUGGCAGAAACAGGAUAAGCAUACAAGGGAGAUACUGAUGAAGUUAGAGCAAGUAUAGAAAAUGCAAAAGCUUAUAAUGCUAAUUUGAUUGCACACCUUAGAUCAAUGGUUGGGACUCCACUGAUGCCUGGUAAAUCGGUCGAUACAUAUCUUUUUGCGUUGUUCGAUGAGAAUUUGAAACCAGGGAAAGGCUCAGAGAGAGCGUUUGGGCUUUUCAAUCCUGAUUUAACUAUGACAUAUGAUGUUGGUCUUACAAUGAGCAGCCAGAGUCCAAAAACUCCGCCAACUCCACCACCAGCUCCGCCAACUCGAACUCCUGUAUUGGCUCCGGGUACACCAUAUCCAACAACAUUCCCAGGAGGUGGAUGUGGACCCCAGGAUAGCGUUUCUCUUGCUGAUGGUGGCUGCAAAGGUAGCAACUGCAGUCCACCAGGUAGCGCUUGUGUUGAACCAAAAACAUCACAUGGACAACAUAUGAAUGACUACACUUUUCCAUGUAUCAUAUCAUCCCUCCUCUCUUUUUUGCUUUAUUUCUCUUCCUUGCAUUUGUAAAUUCUUCACAUCUCUCUGUUCAAUUCAUCCUGCAAUGCAUGAGCCAUCCAGUUAAAAGCUUCGGAAACAAAACAUGAGAAGCUGAGAUUUUCUUCUCUCUCAAGUAUGAAGAACAAUGAAGUUUCCAGCUUGGGUUUUCAUCCAUUAAUGUCAAAGCAUAAAUGUUCUUUCAUCUCUUCAGUUGGUUGCUUUUUUUCCCCCCAGUCAUACUCGUGUAUGUUCUGUAUAGUUUUUCUUUGAAUACUAUGUAACCGAGUGCUUCUGUAAUUGUACAUUUUGUCUUAAAUUUGAAGUUUAUGGAUAUUUUGUUA
Molecule: messenger RNA, 2066 nt
Organism: Papaver somniferum (opium poppy)
Lineage: Eukaryota; Viridiplantae; Streptophyta; Magnoliopsida; Ranunculales; Papaveraceae
Product: glucan endo-1,3-beta-glucosidase 7-like
Exons: 4
Coding region: 393-1151 (252 amino acids)
Biological process (GO): carbohydrate metabolic process
Cellular component (GO): plasma membrane
Molecular function (GO): hydrolase activity, hydrolyzing O-glycosyl compounds
Source: RefSeq, a predicted model, not a curated record